CAAGGCUGCACACAGGUGCGGUUCCUGAUCGGAGACCCAAAGGCGAGCAGUGGGUUUCCGGUUCCGGGAGCAACCAACGGCCGCAGAAGCAACAACUACUGUUUUGGCGGAGGUUGCGGUGGAGGAGGAAGAAGAGAGUGGACCAGGCGGGCCGCGCAAACAGGAUCCUCCCCAUGGGUCCACGGGCGUAGGGCGCAGGAAGCUGCGGGCCUAGUGUCAAGCUGGCUUCUGUUCUUCCCUGAAGCAUCAAUGGCUGAGGACUGGCGGGAUUGCCCAGCCCUGGGCCCUGGCUGGAAACGCCGUGAGUCCUUUCGCAAGUCAGGGGCCUCUUGUGGACGCUCAGACAUCUAUUAUCAGAGCCCCACAGGAGACAAGAUCCGAAGCAAAGUUGAGCUGACUCGAUACCUGGGCCCUGCAUGUGAUCUUACCCUCUUUGACUUCAGACAAGGCAUCUUGUGCUAUCCAGUUCCCAAGACUCAUCCCUCAGCUAUCCCCAGCAAAAAGAAAAAGAAACCUUCUAAAUCAGCCAAGACUAAGAAACAGCAGGUUGGGCCACAGAGGAGUGAGGUCAGGAAAGAGACUCCACGGGAUGGCAUUAAGGCUGCUACUGGCACAGCUCCAUCUUCGUUACCUGCACCUGGGUUCUGUGAGAAUUGUGGAAUCCGCUUCUCAUGGGAUGGCAUCAGAAGGAAGAGGCUCAAGACAUUGUGCAAAGACUGCCGAGCACAGAGAAUUGCCUUCAACCGAGAACAGAGAAUGUUUAAGCGAGUUGGCUGUGGAGAGUGCACAGCCUGCCUGGUGAAAGAAGACUGUGGGGAGUGUCCCACUUGCCGCCUGCAGCUGCCUGGUGAUGUGGCCUCGGGGCUCUUCUGCAAGUGUGAGCGGAGACGCUGCCUACGGAUUGUGGAGAAGAGCCGAGGGUGUGGAAUGUGUCGGGGUUGUCAGACCCAAGAGGACUGUGGCCAUUGCCGAGUCUGCCUUCGCCCUCCCCGCUCUGGUCUCAAGCGCCAGUGGAGGUGUGUGCAGCGGCGCUGUUUUUGGCACCUUGCUCAUCGCUUCCGAGGCCACCCUCACGGAUGUCAGCUGUGCCCUCCCCGGGUUGUGGUUUCCCCUGCUGGGAAGCGGGAUCGUAAAAAGAAAAGCUCAAAGGUAGCCACCCAACAUCACUCCCGAGCUCAAGCUCAGCCACUGCCUCCGCUUCCUGCAUCCCAGCACCCAGAACGUACAGAGCUGCACUUCAGCGACGUAGCGCCCACAUCACCUGCUGAGUUCAUCUAUUACUGUGUAGACGAGGACGAGCUACAGCCCGACACGAACCACCGGCAGAACCGCAAGUGCGGGGCCUGUGCAGCCUGCCUACGGCGGAUGGACUGUGGCCACUGCGACUUCUGCUGUGACAAGCCCAAAUUCGGGGGCAGCAACCAGAAGCGCCAGAAGUGUCGAUGGCGCCAGUGCCUGCAGUUUGCCAUGAAGCGGCUGCUGCCCAGUACUAGGUCAGAGUCUGAGGAGAGAGCAGGAUCGCCUCCACACUAUCGUUGUCGAAAGAGGCCUCGUUCUGCUGGACAGCGUCAUCUGAGACCUUCCUUGAAGGCGCCUUUGGCUGUGUGCACAAGCCCAGCAGGCCCUGUCAGCAAGCAGAGGAAGCAGAAAGCAGGGAGAGGCUUUGUGCUGCCUCCACCUGACACAGACCUUGUGUUUUUACGAGAGGGAACCAGCAGUCCUGUGCAGGUGCCGGGCCCUGCUGCGGCUUCCUCAGAAGCCCCGUUACAGGAGGCCCAGUGCUCUGCUUCCAGUUGGGUUAUGGCCUUACCCCAGGUGAAACAAGAGAAGACGGAUGCUGCAGAGGAGUGGACAGCCGACACAACCUUCUUGCCUUCUUCCACGGUGCAGCCUGGCUUCUCCAGGAAGGUGAUAGAUGCAGACCUUCCACCUGUGAAACAAGAGCCUCCUGGCCCUGAAGUGGGUAGAGAAGAGAACAGAGAAGAUUAUGUCUCUGAAUCAGCCCCAGCGGAGGAAAUAGGAGGGGUUGGCACACCAGUGAUCACGGAGAUUUUCAGCCUGGGUGGAACCCGCCUCCGGGAUGCAGCAGCUUGGUUGCCAAGGUCCAAGGACCUUAAAAAACCUGAAGCUAAAAUGCAGUAGACUGGAGCCUUCUGCUGACUGACUGUAGGACUGAACUUGAUGUUUGCAGACCGGCUUUAUGAGAAACAACCCUGAACUUCAGGGGCUGGGCCCCUGGUUGCAGAGCUUGUGUGUGAAUCAACCCUAGGAGAAAAACCUACAAAGCACAAUCAAGGAUCAGGCCUGCUCAGUCCUUGAAGCUUAGAGGAAGCAAGCUGGAAAGGAAGAGAAAAAGUAGAAGGCUGGUAGAACAUCUAUCUCCUCCAAGGAUCUCAAUGCAAUGAGAAGUUGGAUGUAGGGGUAGGGGAAGGAUAUAGCUGAAGCCACUACAAACAAGUCAAGCAAGCCAUCUUCAUGAUGUUUGUUGGUGGCUUCUGGAUGAGACCUGGCAGUAUGUUUGAACAUUUUCUCAGGGAAACAGCAGUUGGAAUGCUACAUGAGUAAAGGAGGAAAAGGAACUGCUAUUUGGUGAGCUCCUCCUGUGGAGCCGACUCACUUAGCCCUCACAGUAGUCCGUAGGAAUACAGUGAUAUUGUGCACUUUUGCAGGUGGGUAAGUAGACUCAGAAAAGACGAACUUCCCCAGUGUCACACAGCUAGUGUUGGUGGAGUCUAGAAACAGACCCAGGCUAUGAAAGCUGUGUUCCCGAAGCUACUAGACUGUUAGCUGUAGUCUCCUGUGCAAUAAUGUAAAUUACAGUAACAGUUUUAGUGACUUUGCAGAGAGCGCUGGAUCACUAUGAACACUAAGAUAUCCCUCACAUGUUUGCCUCUGCGGUGGUUUAGGGAAUGCCCAGGGUGUGGGGAGACAGGGUCACUCGACAGCCUUGGCUGCUGCAGAGGUUUCCUCAGUCCCUGAAGUGUGCUCUUCCCCACUGCAGGCUGACAAUGUGCUUGUGCCCAGACGCUCCCAUUUCAGGCAGAACAGUGCUUGGAAUUAAAGCUGUCAGCUUGGCUCCUCUUCUCCUGGCAGCAGUCUUCUCUCUGAUGACCUUUGUGCUUGUUUCCUGCCCUCAGCGCAAAUGUUUGUUAGGAGGCUGAAUGAAUCUAUGCACUGUGUCCUGCACCAGGGCCAGUCUUGGCUCAGCCUUACCUCACUUUCCAUCUUUAAAAUGCCAAAAAAGAUACAUGCUUUUGUUAGGUAGCCAGCUUUUCAGGGCCAGGACUGAGUGUCCUGUGUGUCCCCACUUGCUUUAGCCUAGUCCCAGCCCUGCUGCUUUAGGACCUUCAAAUGUAGACUACUCAUUUUUUAUUUUUCAAGUCACAAGACACAGCUCUCUGCCACCUUCUACUCUGCCUUUCUUUGCCUAGUUCUGUCCAGGAAUCGUAUUGCUUUUUAACCCCUAGAAUGUACCACUUGUCUCUAGUAUUCUGGUCAUUCUGACAGUGAUGUUCCAAGGGAAAUGUCUUUGAUUGACAUUUGUCUUGUGAAUGAAGAUUCUGGUUAUAAUGUGUAUUUGAGUAGGGAACAACCAAAAGAUUAGAACCACUACAACAAAGAAUAGUGUGUGUGUUUUAAGGGAGUUUGGGAAGACAUUUUACAUGAUGUAAUUUUGGGAGACAAUUUAGUAGCCUUUAAGACUGUUACUUGUAUGUAAUGCUGGAAGUUAAAGUAUUCAGGACAGGCAGUCAGAAGGGAAGGUGGAUGGACACAUGGGAGCUCAUGACCAAGAGUUGGACUUCAAGAAGAUGGCCUGGAACCCAUGUCAGUGUCCCACUGCCUCCAGUUCCAAUGAUGUUUGUAUCCUGCAGAAGAAGCUAGUGUCCUUCCUCAGAGUCAAGUAGCAUCUGGCCUAGGACUAGAGAAGCUGAAGGAAGAUCCCAGGGAAGUCAUAGCAGCUGAAGGCCUGGCUGUAGGACUUGCUGCUUCCCCGUGCGAAGGUGAGACAGCAGACUAAUGGCAGCUUGUAUGAACUGCAGCGUACCUGGUGUUCUGCACCAACCUCCCAAGUGUUAAGAACAGCCUGCGGCUGCCUCGAUGCUGCUAGCCACAAUGUGUGUCCAUGUUCUUAACUAGAAGCCUGUGGGGAAGGAUUCCAGGAAGCACAGUCUAGUCAAGGUGACAUACUAGAAAGCCACCCUACCAUGACUGAGCUUCCAGAGACCUCGCCAAUCAACCAAGGAUAACAGGACAAAACUACAUUGCUGAAAAUGUAAAGCUGAAGAUCAUGGAUUUCAUGAUGAUCCCAGCAAGUCAAGAAAUCCUGUCAAGCUCAUCCAUAGCAGUCUUGCUGGUCUCAGCUGUAUUUUGUCAUUCAUCCAAGUAUUAAAAGCUUGGCCCAUAGUUAUCACUGUACAUAAUACCGAGAUUCAGAAAUGGAAUUUUAUAAAUGCAUCAAUAUAUAUUACAAGUGAUAAAAAGAUCUCCAGUCUAUUAUGGAUGUUGAUGCUGAAAUAUAGAAUUCAGUAUACUAUGGAGAGGCCAGUCCUUUGAGUUUUCUUGUUUUGUUUUUGUCUUUUUGAGAUAGUAUAGAAGUUGGAAAUAACUUCAUCAUUUCUAAGUUCUAUUGUAAAAUUAUUUUAAAACAA
This is a messenger RNA of Psammomys obesus (fat sand rat), 4649 nucleotides long. RefSeq names its product methyl-CpG binding domain protein 1 (gene Mbd1). The coding region runs from base 250 to 2142 and encodes 630 amino acids. Gene Ontology annotation, molecular function: zinc ion binding; DNA binding. Lineage: Eukaryota; Metazoa; Chordata; Mammalia; Rodentia; Muridae. The record is from RefSeq and is a predicted model, not a curated record. The transcript is spliced from 17 exons.